This is a messenger RNA of Arachis duranensis, 1252 nucleotides long. RefSeq names its product protein PLANT CADMIUM RESISTANCE 10. The record is from RefSeq and is a predicted model, not a curated record. Bases 405 to 983 code for a protein of 192 amino acids. The transcript is spliced from 4 exons. Lineage: Eukaryota; Viridiplantae; Streptophyta; Magnoliopsida; Fabales; Fabaceae.
CAAACGUAAUCCCAGCUAAGGAUCCCCCUCCCCAAUCCACUCUCUAACUCUGAAAGUCUGAAACGGGCCAAAGGGGAGAACGCGGCGCAUCAACCUUCUCCUCUCACCGCACGGUCGCCGGUUCGUCUGCGUCCGCCAGCUCCUGCGCCUUCACUGCUGUCUGCGUGUGUCUCCUUCGUACGCGUAGCGUCGUCCCUGUGCCUUCACUGCGUCACCUCGCCUUCACUGUUUCACUCCAUUCCUUCUUUGUGGUUUGAGCGAAGCCGUCAAAACAGCGAAACACAACACUCUCAGAUCUGCAGCAGCUUCACUCUCUCUCUCUCUCUCUCUCUCUCUCUCUCUCUCUCUCUCGGCUCAGAUCCUACGCGGAUCUUCCUCAGCUUCCGUCCCUCCUGAGAAACAAUAUGAAGAACCAGCAUGGUUAUGUGCCACCUUCUUACAUACCUUUGGGCCAAUCGGAGUCGGAGGCAGCGAAUCUCACACCACAGAAGAGCAGCGAACAACAAGCAAGUAGCAAUGGAUCAAACCAGAUGCAGACUCAGUGGUCUUCUGGAAUCUGUGCCUGUUGCGAUGAUAUGCAGAGCUGCUUUAUAGGGUUUAUUUGUCCAUGCUUUCUCUUUGGGAAGAAUGCUGAGUUUCUGGGUUCUGGAACCUUCCUGGGAUCAUGUGUUACACAUUUUCUGUUAUGGUCUUUGGUUAAUACAGCCUGCUGCUUUUUAACUGAUGGAUUGUGUUUGGCACUACCUGGAUGCCUUGUUUCGUGCUAUGCUUGUCACUACCGCAAGACCUUAAGGACAAAGUUUGAUUUGCCGGAAGCACCCUGUGGGGAUUUUGUUACCCAUUUUUUCUGUCAUCUGUGCGCCAUCUGUCAAGAGUACCGUGAAAUCCGCGAAAGAUCUGGGGAUAGUGCACCGACCGACAUGAAGCUUGCUGUAGUGACAGCCCCACCUAUACAAACAAUGCAGUCGGAUUCCGAGCAGUAAUGUCCCUGCCCUCCGCCCUCUGCGAUUCAAAUGUUGCAAACUCGGAACACAAGUUCAUGUCUUCUUACAAUAAUGCAUAUGAUCGCAUUGCCACGGUUGUACUUUUUCAAUUCUCUUACAGAAAACUAGAAGAAUAAAUACCCACUUGUAAAUGAUAUUUGAGUAUGUUUAGGACCUAGUUAUGUCACCUUUUACAUUUUGUUUGAUCCUGCUGUUGGGAUUAUUCCAAAUUCCUUUAGCAAGAGAAGUAUAGCUGCGUAAUUAAUCAA